ACAUCCGACUCAAACAUGGCGACUACGGCGAUGGCGGCGGCGGCGAUCUCUGCGACACCGUCGACGGUAAAGAAUUCCUUCUAUGCCUGCAACAACCACGCUCCCUUCCUCUCGUCUUGCCGCCCCCGUCUCUCCUUCCACCAUCGCCUUUCCUCUUCUCCCCUAACCCUCCCUUCCCUUUCGGCCCCAAAAUACAGCCCCAUCCACCGCCACUGCGCCGCUUCUGCCUCCUCUAAGGUCGAUGCUUCUAUUGCUAAUUUCCACGGCCCGUGCUACGUCCUCGGAGAUAACAUCGACACCGACCAGAUCAUCCCGGCGGAGUACCUCACCCUCGUCCCCUCCAAGCCCGACGAAUACGAGAAGCUCGGAUCCUACGCCUUUAUCGGCCUCCCAUCCGCCGCUUAUUCUACUCCUUUUAUUGCCUCCGGCGCCACGAAAACUGGCUUCCCCAUCAUCAUCGCCGGGGCUAACUUUGGCUGCGGUUCCUCUCGCGAACACGCCCCCGUUGCCCUCGGCGCUGCAGGCUCCCGGGCCGUCAUUGCCGAGUCCUAUGCCAGGAUCUUCUUCCGUAACUCGGUGGCCACCGGAGAGAUCUACCCGGUGGAAUGUGAAAGGGUCGGAUUGUGGAAGGAGUGCACCACAGGGGAUAUCGUGACGGUAGAGCUUGGGGAAAAUCGGCUGAUCAACCAUACUACCGGAAAGGAGUACAAGUUGAAGCCGAUUGGGGAUGCUGGACCGGUUAUUGAGGCCGGAGGGAUCUUUGCUUAUGCAAGGAAGACUGGUAUGAUUGCUGCGCCAUCUAAUUGAAGACUUAAAGCACCACGAUAAUGAAUUUGCAGUAGCAGAGGUGUUCUCUUGAGGUGUCCUUAACCAGUCUGUGCUUGUGUCUCUACCUUGCAAGUGUGGUCCAUUAGCGUCGAGAGAUCUAUGAAACAGUGUGUAAUAAGGUGUACUCUCCUUGUAGUACUUUACUAGAACUUGUUCAUCAUUAUUUGAAUUUUAUUAUUCCGUCUUGAA
Molecule: messenger RNA, 1017 nt
Organism: Zingiber officinale
Lineage: Eukaryota; Viridiplantae; Streptophyta; Magnoliopsida; Zingiberales; Zingiberaceae
Product: 3-isopropylmalate dehydratase small subunit 1-like
Exons: 2
Coding region: 16-807 (263 amino acids)
Molecular function (GO): hydro-lyase activity
Source: RefSeq, a predicted model, not a curated record